Messenger RNA from Amaranthus tricolor (Joseph's coat), 417 nucleotides. RefSeq lists its product as uncharacterized. The record is from RefSeq and is a predicted model, not a curated record. The transcript is spliced from 2 exons. NCBI's taxonomy places the organism in Eukaryota, Viridiplantae, Streptophyta, Magnoliopsida, Caryophyllales, Amaranthaceae. Bases 1 to 417 code for a protein of 138 amino acids.
AUGAGACCUACCCAAGCUCUGCGACCAGCACAGGGCUCCUACUCAGUUACAUUCGCUUCUUCCUGUAUGUUUACGGAGAUGUGGAGUAGGUUCCCUUACUGUGCCCGCGUAGUGGAGCAGGCACAGCGUCGCGCAUCGGUUCCAUCAGAGGCUGCCCCGGAUUACGUGGACUGGUUUAGAGUGUCUUCCCACUGUUUUCUCAUCCCAGGUGAAGGACCUGCUGCUGCGUUUGGUGCUGCUGAUAACAGAGUCGAAUAUUUUGCUGCUGAAUUUCCAACUCGACUUGCACCAUUGCUCAGGAUGCCAGCUAUUGCUCAAAUGACGCCUCGGGAAAGAGAUGCUGCUGAUAUGUAUUUAGAGGAUCUUAGAGAGUUGUUUUCCGAAUGGCAAGAGUGUAGAGGGCGCAGCCCCUUAUAG